AUGCCCCCACGUGGGCCUACCCCACCGUUGACAGGCCAUUCACCUGGCGGAAAUCCUACAUGCCGGAUGCAAUCUGCCGUCAUGACAAUGUCUGGAGGCCCUCAACACCCAGGUCAUCUCGGACCACCUCCACAACCGCCCCAUUCACAGAUGCACCCAGGACCUAUGAUGCUCCAGGUUGGCGGCCCAGGUGGAGGCAUUCCUGGCGGUCUUUCAGGAGUUCAUUAUGCACCGCAUGGUCCACUGCCUCCCGGCGGUCAUAUUCCAGGUGGCUCUGAUCGAUCAGAUCAUGGCAUGCCUCCGAUGCAGCCCGGUCAGCAACAGCAGCUUGGUGCUUCUAUGAUGCAGCACCAUCACGGACCUCCACAAACUGGACCCAUUGGUAUUCCGUCUAUGGGUCCGCAUCAGCAAAUGCCACCAGGACCUAUUCCCCCUCACGGCCAUCCGCAUCAUCUUCACCAUCCUGCCCACGGACCUUUAUUGCACCGUAGUGGAUUACAGCCUGAAUUCCGGAUUUAUGAACUGAAUAAGCGCCUGCAACAACGAGCAGAUGUGAGUUUAGAUAUUGGCCGAACAUUGAUCCCGCGUUAUUUUCGCAGCAUCUUUGAGAGUGGUUGUAGCGAGCUCUACUUUAAUCUUCGUCAUACUCGAGAGUCUUUCCACAAUCCCAUAUUAACACUUGACUCCGAAUGCGCUAAUAUGGUUAUGAAUAUGAUUCGCCCAUUCCCCACAACUGUUGUCGUUGAAGCCCAGUUUUCCCUUGGUUUUACUUUGGACGAACUCAUGCGUAUUCGUACUUGGACGUUUCAAAUCCGAUCUCAUCGGGAGCUUAUAAUGCGCUCCAUGCUAGGGAUCCAAGACCCCGCCUUAUUCGAGCAAGUAUCAAAAAAUGUUACCAGGUCAGGCAUAAUGGCAAACACCCUACAUUUUCUUCGGCUGUGUGUAAUCCUGGAGCCAAUGCAGGAACUCAUGUCUCGCCAAAAGUUCCAGAAUCUUUCUCCUCGUGAAUGUCUUCGGAAUACACUCAUGCAGCGCUGGAAGCGGAUAACUUCAAUGCAGAACCAACCAACUAAACCUGGCACGUUUAUGCUCAUCAUUUUCCCCUUUUUUUUACGGUUUCGUCCUCUGUUUCAGCCUAAUCGUCCAACCAAUAAACGAAGGAAGCGGAAAGGUUCUUCAGCCAACUCAGAGGCUGGUGGUGGUGGCGUCGGAGGUCGGUCAACAAAGCGCAAACAAUCUCCCGUGCCUGUGCCUUCUCAGAGUCUUGCUCAACCCGGCGAUAUAAUGAUCGUGGGUGAGCCAACUCUGAUGGGUGGCGAAUUUGGCGAAGACGAUGAGCGACUGAUUACACGCCUUGAAAAUAGCCAGUACGAUCCCGCUGCGGCCGCGGCUGCUCUAGCAGCUCAACAGCAGAUGGUUGCAAUGGGAGGAGCGCUGGCUCAACAUCAUCAUCCGUCUGCUGCUUCAGGUAUUUCUCCUUUUAACCGGCCACCUGCUUUCCCUCCUGCUUUUCCUGGGGGACAGUCACCAAUGAUGUACGCCCCAGCACCUCCCUACGCUCCUCCACCUACUGCGUCUUCAUCAUCUCCUUCGAUGAAGCCUCACCAGUCGCCGCUGUACGGUCAUCCUAACAGCGUACCUCCGCCGCCCCUGCCCUACGUAGGCGGUCCACCUGGAGGAUCGAUGAUGCCUGCGAGUGUUCCGACACCUCAUGCACAAGGCGGACGGAUCAUGUCUCCGAUGGGAACUCUUGGCGUGGGCAACCCCUCAACUCCUAUUGGACCAGGCGGACCUAAUCCAGCUAACACAGCGAUGAUGCUCGCCCCUCCACCAAGUCUUGCCGACUCCGAAUCCGGUGGGAAUGGUGGGAUGGGUCAACAGCCGCCGCGUUCGAGUAGUGCCUCCUCUCUGCAUACCGGUGGUGGCUCUGCCACUUCGGCACCCGCUUUCCCUCCUCCACCACAACAGUCGGUGCUGGAGGGCGUUACUCCUCCACCGGCUCUCCAACAGCAGCAACAGAAUGGCCCUGUUUCCUUCCAAAGCCAGAAGAGCCCUGUCCUCAGUAGCCCCGGUGCCUCUGCUGCAGGGCCUAGUGCACUUCAGUUCCCUCCUCCAAUGACCUCGCCUUUUGACCCCACAGUGGGAGGUGGAGGUAGAGCCACAACACCUCGGUUGCAACCACCUAGUUCGUCGACGCAACAGAUGUCUGAUGGUUCCGGUCCCGGGUCGAUCGGUCAUCCGGAUGGUCGAUCUGAGACGCCCAAUCCAAACGGUUUCACGGGUGGCAGCGUUCCCCCUCUUGGUGACGCCGUGCUGCAGCAGUCUGUCCAUGUUCCCUCUUCAAAUACUGCCCCCGUUCCUUUGGCAUCCACGAUCACCUCUCAGCCGGCCUCUAACGGGUCUGGGGCCUUUGCCUCUACGCUUUCCUGUCAAGAUCCCAUUUCAAACUAUGCUUUUCCACCGCUAGAAGAAGAAAACAAAUUCCCUAGAAACCUUGAUGGGUCUGCGCCACCCAAUGUCUUGCCCAAUCAUGACGCCAGUGAUCAGGUGGAACAGGGUCAGACUCCCCUAGACUACCUUCUUCUUCCAGUUUCCUCAGCGCCAUCCGUGGUGUCAGGGAAGCUUCCGGAGUUAACAAUGGAAGUGCAUGAAGGUGGAGACACCACAUCUUUUGUUGCGACGACAGAUUCGUGA
Molecule: messenger RNA, 2694 nt
Organism: Mesocestoides corti
Lineage: Eukaryota; Metazoa; Platyhelminthes; Cestoda; Cyclophyllidea; Mesocestoididae
Source: the annotation of a GenBank genome assembly